AUGGAGGCCAAUUGCAUGAUCGAGCUGCAAGGGGCGAGGGCGUCUCAGCUGCCUGCAGGUGCUGGCUCCAGCCUGCAGUUCCUCUGUUUGAAGAACAUACGCACUUUCCUUAAAGUAUGCCACGAUAAAUUUGGAUUAAGAAACAGUGAGCUGUUCGACCCCUUCGACCUCUUUGAUGUCCGAGACUUUGGGAAGGUCAUCUCUGCGGUGUCCAGACUGUCCCUGCACAAUGUGGCCCAGAACAAAGGGAUCAGGCCUUUUCCCUCCGAGGAGACGGCAGAAAACGAUGAUGACGUCUACCGCAGCCUGGAGGAGCUGGCUGAUGAGCACGACCUGGGGGAGGACAUCUAUGACUGCGUCCCGUGUGAAGAUGAAGGGGACGACAUCUACGAGGACAUCAUCAAGGUGGAGGUGCAGCAGCCCAUGAAAAUGGGCAUGACCGAGGACGACAAGAGGAACUGCUGCUUGCUGGAGAUCCAGGAGACCGAGGCCAAGUACUACCGGACGCUGGAGGACAUUGAGAAGAACUACAUGGCCCCCCUGAGGCUGGUGCUGAGCCCGGCGGACAUGGCAGCUGUCUUCAUCAACCUGGAGGACCUAAUCAAGGUGCAUCACAGCUUCCUGAGAGCCAUCGACGUGUCCAUGAUGGGGGGGGGCAGCAGCCUGGCCAAGGUCUUCCUCGAGUUCAAGGAGAGGCUCCUGAUCUACGGGGAGUACUGCAGCCACAUGGAACACGCCCAGAACACGCUGAACCAGCUCCUCGCCAGCCGGGAGGACUUCAGAGUAAAAGUCGAGGAAUGCACGCUGAAGGUCCAGGACGGGAAGUUCAAGCUGCAGGACCUGCUGGUGGUGCCCAUGCAGAGGGUGCUCAAGUAUCACCUCCUCCUGAAGGAACUUCUGAGCCAUUCCACUGACCGGCCUGAGAGGCAGCAGCUGAAAGAAGCACUGGAAGCCAUGCAGGACUUGGCAAUGUACAUAAAUGAAGUUAAACGGGACAAAGAGACCCUAAAGAAAAUCAGCGAGUUUCAGAGUUCUAUAGAAAACUUGCAAGUGAAGCUGGAGGAAUUUGGGAGGCCAAAGAUCGACGGGGAGCUGAAGGUCCGCUCCAUAGUCAACCACACCAAGCAAGACAGGUACCUGUUCCUGUUUGACAAGGUGGUCAUCGUCUGCAAAAGGAGGGGCUACAGCUACGAGCUGAAGGAGAUCAUCGAGCUGCUCUUCCACAAGGUGACCGAUGACCCCAUGAACAACAAGGAUGUCAAGAAGUGGUCCUACGGCUUCUACCUGAUCCACCUGCAAGGGAAACAGGGCUUUCAGUUCUUCUGCAAGACGGAGGACACCAAGAGGAAAUGGAUGGAGCAGUUCGAGAUGGCCAUGUCCAACAUCAAGCCCGACAAAGCCAACGCCAAUCACCACAGCUUCCAGAUGUACACGUUCGACAAGACCACCAACUGCAAAGCCUGCAGGAUGUUCCUCAGGGGCACCUUCUACCAGGGGUACCUGUGCACCAAGUGUGGCGUGGGGGCGCACAAGGAGUGUCUAGAAGUGACGCCUCCCUGCAAGAUCAGUUCGCCUGCUGACCUGGAUGCCUCUGGAGCGGGACCAGGUCCCAAGAUGGUGGCUGUGCAGAAUUACCAUGGCAACCCUGCUCCCCCCGGGAAGCCAGUGCUGACCUUCCAGACAGGCGAUGUGAUUGAGCUGCUAAGAGGGGACCCCGAGUCUCAGUGGUGGGAGGGGCGGCUGGUGCAGACCAGGAAGUCGGGCUACUUCCCCAGCACGUCUGUGAAGCCCUGCCCCGUGGAUGGAAGGCCACCCAUUGGCCGGCUGCCAUCCCGGGAGAUCGACUAUGGUGCUUACCCCUGGUUUGCAGGCAACAUGGAGAGGCAGCAGACAGACAACCUGCUCAAAUCCCACGCCAGCGGGACCUACCUGAUCAGGGAGCGGCCGGCCGAGGCCGAGCGCUUCGCCAUAAGCAUCAAGUUCAACGACGAGGUGAAGCACAUCAAGGUGGUAGAGAAAGACAGCUGGAUCCACAUCACAGAAGCGAAGAAAUUUGAAAGCCUCUUGGAGUUGGUGGAGUACUACCAAUGCCACUCUCUCAAGGAGAGCUUCAAGCAGCUGGACACCACACUCAAGUACCCCUACAAGUCUCGGGAACGCGCAGCUUCCAGGAGCUCCAGCCGGUCCCCAGCUUCCUGCGCCUCCUACAACUUUUCUUUUCUCAGUCCUCAGGGCCUCAGCUUUGCUUCUCAGGGCUCCUCCGCUCCCUUCUGGUCAGUGUUCACGCCCCGCGUCAUCGGCACGGCUGUGGCCAGGUACAACUUUGCUGCCCGGGACAUGCGGGAGCUCUCGCUGCGGGAAGGCGAUGUGGUGAAGAUCUACAGCCGCAUUGGCGGGGACCAGGGCUGGUGGAGGGGCGAGACGAAUGGCCGGAUCGGCUGGUUUCCUUCAACAUAUGUAGAAGAGGAGGGCAUCCAGUGACGGGAAGAAUGCAGACAGGACCCGAGGAUUUUCUUGGAAGGGUUGUACCAGCUCUGAAGUCCAUCUCCAGCUCCGUGACCCAGAGGGGGAAAUGCCUGCCGACCUUCCAGUCUUCAGUAGCCUGUAGGGAUGGGGAGGGUGUUCAGAGUCCUAAACGCAAACCGUCCCAUCACCAGUCUGCCCUCGGUGGCCUGUCCUGGGUUCGCCACUUGUACAUAGAGGAAAUCUGGGCCAGCCCUGCUGUGACUGUCCCACCAGAGUGCUGAGGAGAGGGCGUGACAGUGCCAUUCAAGCCAGGUGCUGGGUGACAGCUGAAGCCAGAGCUCAUCUUGCCCCUGUCUUGUCAAGAUGGCAUCAGAAGCCUAGGUGUGAAUAGCAGAUGCUGUCCCAGGGAGGGCUGGGGAUGGCAGAGGGGACCUUCCCCCCGCCCUUGCUGCGUAGCCCCUGGGCUCCCAGCCCUCCUGCUUCCUGCUGCUCCCAGGGGUGACCUCAGGCUUUGAGAGGCAGUAGGGCGCCUGCAGCCCCAGCGUGGGCAGCGUGGGCACUGCAAGGGGCCUGCGCCGUCUCCCUUGACCUUCUUAUGUCCCUCUGCACCGGGGGCAUGCGGAGACCCCCAGGCAGGUCACUCCCGGGAGGGAGCCCUGGGAAUGAGGAAGUUGCUGAUCCUAUUCCCUGCUCAAUGGUACUGUCUUUUCCCUGAGUCCAAGGUCGUCUGUCCUGCCUGCUGCCAGGAGACAUCUUUUGUAAACCCUGAUAUGGGCGGGAAGAACACGGGUUUCCCCUGUCCCUGCUGCUCACAUUCCUGUCCAGAGGGGGCCCCACCACUCCCGCGCAGGGGGCCUCUCUGGGUCUCCUGUGUCCUGCAAGAUGGUCCCUGAGGGUCCCCCAGCCUUUGCACAGAAUGUUGGCUCUCACCCUUGGCAGGUCUUCCUUCCAAGAGCUCCUAUAGUUCAAGAACUAGGCCAGCCUGAAAUAAGUGCUCUUGGGGGUGGCUCUCCCUCUGUAGCACCCCCUCCUGACCUCUCCUGGCCUUGACCUCUCUCUGGCUGGCUUGGCUAGACCCUGUUUCCUCUGCCUGGAUGUUGCAUGAGACCUAGCGACACUCUCCCUGAGCUCCGUGCCAAUGCUACUGGGGGGACCUGGGCUUCGUGUGUCCCCUCCUCCCUUUGGUCAGCUGCACAGCCCUGUGCUGGGAGCAGGGGCCAGGCUGGGCCUCAUUUGCCACGCUGCCCCCUGGGGUUCAGCCUUGUAGCCUCCAGGCUGGGCUCCCACACCGGCACACUGGCACGGGGAGGAGGCGGGGAGGGGUCCGAGGCUGUGAGCAGCAGGGAGAAGAGAGACGACAGCCUGCGGAGGCUUGAGAAGUGAGGGUGAACAGGACCGCCGUUAGGGGGCAGUGAGCAAGGGGGGGAAUCGGCCCUGGAGGGAGCAGACCCAGGUCCCUGUCACCAGGGCGCACCCAGCACUUUGCGCGACCCUCGGCUCAGCUGGCCAGGCCGCGAGCCCCGGACGGGAGGGGAGGAAACCAGCCAGCCCCUUUUUGUUUACUGCUGUCGGAAAGGUUUUGUUUUUUCGUUUUUGUUGGUUUGUUUUUUGUUUGGCUUGUUUGCUUUUUAAGAGAAAAAGAAGGUUGUAAUUGUUUCGUCCAAAGCUCCCGUUAUAUGUCUGACUAGUAAGGAAGGGGUUUUGUGACAGCCAGGAAAUGGUGUGUAUUUGAGGCCGUCCCGAAACAGGCCAUCGUGAUACGGAAGGACACUGAGGAGACAUCGUUUACAGCCCCGAUUCUUGCGACUGUUUUGUUUGCUUGUUUGGAAACACGGACUGCGCGGCUUGGUUGGUUUUUGCACUGCUCAGGGCCGGAGGGCAGGAGGGCCAGGCGCAGGCAGGGAUCUGGGGGCUCCGGCAGGAGACGGGGCACCCUCUGGAGGGGGCUGUGGACCCGGGGCCCGAAAUUCGCUGUGAACACGGGGGCCCAAUGCAUGUGGGUCAGGGGUCUGGGGUCCUGCAGCAGGAGGCGACCCCAGAUGGAACACAAACUGUACAUUUGCCAAUAGGUUUUUUCAUACCACGGUUUUUACUGCAAAUAAACCUAAGUUGUUUUCUCCGAGA
This is a messenger RNA of Miniopterus natalensis, 4590 nucleotides long. The record is from RefSeq and is a predicted model, not a curated record. NCBI's taxonomy places the organism in Eukaryota, Metazoa, Chordata, Mammalia, Chiroptera, Miniopteridae.